CCCUAAAAAUUUGCUGAGUCAUUAUUUACCCAAGAUCCUUUUGGGGCAUUGACCUGCAAAUUAGAAUUUAAUUAAUUAAUUUCGUCCAGCAAUUUCAUCAUUGCAGAAUUUCAAAAUAUUCUACGAAACAUCGUAUUUAAAACCUAGAUUUCGUUGGUUUAAAAGACUAAACUGAAACUAAGCAGUCUUAAUUUAAACCUUUGUGGUUUUCUGAGUAGUUUUCCGUUUCGGAAAUGCUUGAAAAUGGCUAAAUAUUGUUGGACUUUGUUGUGGCAAAUUUUAUAUUUCUGCACGGUGAGUAAAAUAUUUUGAAUUUUGAUAGCUGUUUUACAACCUGUUGUUUAUUUGCAUAUUAAUAUUGCUUUUUAUAAGUGCGUGGUAUAUUGGAAUAGAGUAUUUGUUUCCUUUAUAUUGAGGCAAUUCCGGAUUAUAUUAAUAGUUUAUAUUGUGUAGUGUAUUUAUAUAGCUUUUGCUAAAUAUGUGCUAUUUUAGAUUUUGCCAUUUUGAAAUUGUUAGGUAAUUUUCUCUUGGACUUGGUCACGUGAAAUUGAUUUGAACAACCCAACAUGUGCCAAUAAUGAGUUCGGAUAUAAGUCUCCAGAUGGACAGCUGACGUGCAAACCUUGUCGCAAUCUACCCAAAUGUCCUGAUGGUCUUGGCAUCUCGGUAGCCUGUGGUCAUAUAGCACGUACGCAUGUACACUGUGUUAAUUGUGUGCUUGGUAAAAAUUUCUCGGCAGAUUAUGACAGCUUACCUUGCGAAACCUGUCAGAGCGCUUUUUGUCAUGAAAAUGAGAAGAUUAUUGGAUCAUGUACUGUUGAUAAAGAUACGUCAAAAUGUAGCGGAACUUGUAAGAAAGGAUUUUAUUCAAGUGAUGGUGAUUUGAAAAAUUGCCAGCCCUGUUCAUCGUGUUUGAACAAUGCCAGUGCUCGUGUCAAGAAGUGUAACGAUGAUGGUUUGCCGAUUGCAAAACAAUGUGAAGUGGGGUCUGUUGUGCCCACAGCAUUUCCAUCUAAGGUAUGAUUUAGGAUCAGAUGUAAGAUUAGGGUUUGGGGUAGGACUUGAUUUUUUUAGAUUUUUAAUAUUUCACAAAUAUAACCAGAGGAUUUAGGUUACAAAUAAUGUACAUGAAAAAAUACUCCAUUAUGAUUGGUUAAGAGCGGUACCAUUUUAUUGAAAUACAGAACCAAAAUUAAGAAAUACUUUGUGACAAGCAUUUUAGAUAGUAUUUGGAAAGAAAUGUUCACACCCUUGACCCUUUCAGCAGCAGCACUCCCCCCUUGAUGAGCAUUUGACAGACAGGGCCGUAGCAGCCCCCCCCCCUCCCAAUUGAUAAUUUGCUAAUAAUCAUUCUUUUUUCAACAUCAUGCAGACCUUAAUUAUCAUUUAAAUAAUAUACCUUUAAAAUACUGACAAUUGAUUAAUUUAAAGCGGCUACAUUAUCCAUGACAAACUGCAAAGAAUGAAGAUAUUACCCAUACUUUUCUGCAACUUAUCCAAUAUAUAGUUAAUUAAAUAUGCCUUUGUCCAUUUAGUACUACUAAAUUGUAAACAAACUGUAAAUUUUGACAUACUAAAAUGCUGUUUCCUGACCAUCGGAAUUCUGUCAAUUUUUCCCCAAAGUCCAGGAAAUGGCAUUUCAGGGACUCUAAAUUUUAAAAUUUCCUCGGGCCUUUGGCCCUCAUUUUCAGCCCCCCCCCCCCUUCCAAUCAAAAAGAGCUUCCUACGGCACUGACAGAGUAAAAUAAUAAAAGUACAAUUUAUGCAACUUAAUGGGUAUUGAACUUUAAGAAUUGGUAUUAUUCAGAAACAACUGCCUUCAAAGAAAAAUGGUGAGAAACACAGUGUCAUUGAAGGAUAUAAGUUUUACGGCCAUCCUGCAAUGUUCAGUUUCUUUCUGGUUGUUAUUUUUGUUUUGGCGAUAAUCCUAGCAGUUGUCGUGCUGAGAAGAAAGUUUCGAAAGAAAACACAAAGUCCAGUGGUAGCGCUGACUGAAGUCACUAGUACAUGUAACAGUAAGUGUCUUUGCUGUUGUUUUACUUGGUUUUAUAUAAGCUAAUUUUACUUUUCAAACAUACUGCUUUACUCCUGUAGAUGUACAUGUUCAUUAUUUGAUACAGUAACUGUACUUGAUCAUUUCAGCUGAUAGUAGUGUUGUUGAGACUGAUGUGUAUGAUGGCUCCUCAGAUCUGCCUGCAGUCGAAGCUGUCAGGAGAAGAAAAUCCUCAGCUGGCUCUGGUGGACGAAAGGUUUCCGUCAGUCGACAGAUUUCCUCAAAUUCCAACAAUGGCUCGGACUUUAGUGGUGAAAGUAUGUUAUAGGUUGGCCAUCAUGGACCACCUUUUGUUGCUGGAAAUAUGUUUGUUCUUUAAUUUAAACCUUUCUACUUUCAUAGUAUAUAAUAUGGCUGAUUUUCUAGCCUACCAUCAGGGUCAUAACUUGGGCAGUAUUAUGGCUGGGAGGAGUGUAUAAGCUUGUUUUGCCCAACGAAAAGGGCGUGGCAGAAUAGUGGGGGGGGGAGAGAGAAAAAAAAUUUCGCACAUACAAUUUUUCACUAAAUUACCAAAAUUUGUACCAAUUUUCAGUAAUAUUUUCGUAAAUUUAUAAAAAUUUUUCCUACAAUUAUUACUUUUUUCAAAAAAUGAUGUAACAUUUUUUGCUGAAUUACAUAGUUUUUGCCUGACGAGCAUGUCCUUAAUAUUGCCCAACAAAACUGCAAUAUUACAACAUUGGGGGGGGGGGGUAUUUGAUAAUUAAUACCCUCCAGGAGUUAUGCCCCUGCCUCACAGCUAGGUUUGUCACUCGAAGGUUUUUGUAUAUUUUUGCCCCCCCCCCCCAAAUUUGUCAAAUGAAAAGGUAAAAAUUUAUACAGUACGUUUAGGAUUUCUUUUUGUCCGUCGAGGACCAGGGAGUGCACAAGCUCCUAAAUUGCCAGGAGAGAAUGAUGUUUUUGAAGAGAAACCUCCUGAACGAACACGGACUCUGUCUGGCUCAUCAGGUAAUUAUAGUAUAAGUAUUAACACUUGUAUUUUUUAAAAAUCUCUCCAUGCUGGAGGACCUGCACUUACAGUACAAUGACGUAAUUUAAUAAUGAUUGGCUUAGUUGCUGAUUGGCUGCGAGCUAACACACAUACAGACAAACUUCCCAUUCAAUAACAUUACAGUAUGUCUGCGCUAGCGCGAAUACAAAAUUGAUAAUAAUUCCUUAAUUAUUAGGAAAAAGAAAAAGCAUUUUUGGCCGCCAAAACUCAAACCCAGUAGCGGAACAAAAUGAAGAAAGUAUGAUCAAGAAUUUGUAAAUCCUUUGACUUUGUUUUCGCUUCGUGGACAUUUUCUAAUCCUUGCUGUCAUUCUUUUGUAUUUUGCCAUACAGAACCCUUUAAUAAGCGAAGUAGCACAUUCAGCAAUUUUUCAACCAUCUUUUCUGGGCAGAAGACAGGGACUAAAGGUAAGGCUGUUUUGUAUUGCGAUAUCUUUUUCAGUUAGCGCAGAUAAAAACCUCUAAAACUAUUCAAUUCAUACAAUGGUUACUUCAAGAUGAGUCAAUCAUUUAUUUGUUUGCAGACGAAACGACUUCCCUCCUAUCAUCCACAGACUAUAAUGAUAAUGAUAUUCCUCCUCAAGUAGUCGCACUGCCUGCUGAAACUAGUUCAUCUACAGGUAUGCAGGGGUUUUCCCCAGGAUUUUCUCUUGGGUCCGUUUUUACAGAGAAGAUUGCUAGUUUAGCUUAACAGCUGGGGUGGCUGUAACCCCCCUCCCCCCACACACACCGGGGGAUGACACAUGUACUCAAUACAUGUAGUUGAGACGCAAAGUGUUAAAACAGGGGCGAAUGCGUAGUUUUUCUUGUGGUGUGAGAUGAAUUCCAGCCAUUUUUUCUCAAUUGUCGGGUUUCCAAAUGAAAUCCGCUAAUUUCCACACGUCACGAAUUUAACUUCAACAUCUUCAUUUCUACUGUACUGAAACUUUAGUGAGAAGAUUGAGUUUCAAAACUCAAUUCAAGAUCGAGUUUUUGGGGGCGUUUUACGGCCCUAAAAACUCCCUGGUAUGAUGGUCUAUGGAGCUUCCCAAACUAGUUCAUAUUUCACAAAUGGACGGGCAGCCAGUUCGUGCUUGGCUAGUCAGUCAGUCAGUCAGUCAGUCCGUGCUUGGCCAGUCAGUCAGUCAGUCAUUAAUUUUCAUAUAUUUUCCAGGCAUAGCGCCACACAGACUAUCUGGUUUAAAAAUCGGAGAUUUAAAUGCAGAGACUCAUCGACAACUUUGUAGAAAACUAAACAUCGACGUUUCUGAUAAAGAUUGGAGAACUCUGGCAGGGCACAUGAAGUACACUACCCAACAAGUCAAAGAAUUCGCUCGGGAUGCAAAUCCUGCAGACAAAUUGUUGGACUGCUGGAGCACAGGCGAGGGACAUGAUGUUGCUUCCUUGAUAGAACUCGUGAAAGGGAUGAACAGGGAUGAUCUGGUUGAGUUACUGGAAUCUGACCCCAACCCAACGAAAUUUUAUCUUUGACAAAUGGAAGGUUUUGAAUGUUUUUUAAGGUACUGUUAUCUUGACAAUGAAAAGUCUAAUAUAUUUUUCGACUUAACAUGGACACACCAUGUAUAAUAUGGGUAUGUAUAUAACUAGAUUUUGGACAUCUUUGUUCGAUAGAUGGGUUUAUUGUUGAGGUCUAAAAAUGUAGAUUUUCGGACGAGAAUUCUAUUUACAAUCAACCCAUGUACUGAUUAGUUUUAUCGAAUGAAAAUGCCCAGUUUGUCGGUGUGGAUGCACACUUAGAGUAACACUACAAACAUCAAGCUUGGUGUAAGUUACAACAUUUUAUUAUUUUAAUAUUACGAAGACUUGCUUUUAUUUAAGCAAAUGAAGCUAACAUAUAUGACGGUCAUCAAGAUUUAAGUGUUAAUUAAUUAAUUAAUUAAGUAGUUAGUUAAGCACUAAUUAGGUAGCACAACAAGCACAUGUAACAUUUUAUCAUUUUAUACUACGCUGAUUCUGGUGUACAGUAUCAUCAGAGUCGAUUACUAGCAUGAAUUUUUUUUAAAAAAAAAGUAAUCGUUCGCAUUUAACAAUCCAAUGUAACUGUGCUGUAACGUGGUUUGUUGACUGACUUCGAAUGUAUUUAUAAAAAUUCUCAGAAAAUAACUCUUUUAUCGGUAGAAAACCAAUAACAUUCUUUCCUGCUG
Messenger RNA from Paramuricea clavata, 5184 nucleotides. The record is from the annotation of a GenBank genome assembly. NCBI's taxonomy places the organism in Eukaryota, Metazoa, Cnidaria, Anthozoa, Malacalcyonacea, Plexauridae.